Messenger RNA from Pogoniulus pusillus (Red-fronted tinkerbird), 1888 nucleotides. It is a transcript of the gene GDE1, whose product is annotated as glycerophosphodiester phosphodiesterase 1. Gene Ontology annotation, biological process: phospholipid metabolic process; ethanolamine metabolic process; N-acylethanolamine metabolic process. Gene Ontology annotation, molecular function: glycerophosphodiester phosphodiesterase activity. Gene Ontology annotation, cellular component: plasma membrane. The record is from RefSeq and is a predicted model, not a curated record. The coding region runs from base 124 to 1113 and encodes 329 amino acids. The transcript is spliced from 6 exons. Lineage: Eukaryota; Metazoa; Chordata; Aves; Piciformes; Lybiidae.
CGAUUGGCUGCCGGGUAGGCGGCUGAGUGCUGGGCAUGGCGGUGCUGCCGUCGCCCUUACGCUGAGGAGUGGCUGCGGCGGCAGUGGGUUCGGUGCUGCCCGGAGCCGGUGGGCGCCGCCGCCAUGCUGUGCCAUGGGGAGGGCCUGCUGAGCUCGCUUACGGCGCUGCUGGGGGCGGCCCUGGCGCUGAGCCGCAGCCCGGCGCUGGCCUGCCUGCUGACGGCCGGCUUCUACCUGGUGCUGCACCUCUUCAGCCUGGAGCCCGCCGCGCCUCAGAGCGCCCAGCGCGUCCUGCGGCCCCGCGGCGCCGCCGCCCGCAUCGCCCACCGCGGCGGCGCGCACGACGCGCCCGAGAACACGCUGGCAGCCAUCCGACAGGCAGCUGAGAAUGGAGCAACAGGUGUUGAGCUGGAUGUUGAGUUCACUGCAGAUGGUGUUCCCAUCCUCAUGCAUGACGACACGGUAGAGAGGACAACUGAUGGCUCUGGACGACUGCGGGACUUGACCUUUGAGGACAUUAGGAAGCUUAAUGCAGCUGCGAAACAUCGCCUGUGGAGCAAAUUCCAGGGUGAAAAGGUGCCAACUCUGAGAGAAGCUGUCGUGGAGUCUCUGCAGCACAACCUUACCAUCUACUUCGAUGUCAAAGGCCAUGCAAAUCAGGCAGUGGAGGCCCUGCGACAGCUCUACCUGGAGUUCCCGCGGUUGUACAACAGCAGUGUGGUCUGCUCCUUCAUGCCAGAUGUUGUGUAUAAGAUGAGGCAGGCUGACAGGAGGGUGGUGACAGCUCUAACGUACAGGCCGUGGCAGCUGAGCCACCUCGGCGACGGGACGCCCCGCUUCGGUGCCGCCUGGAAGCAUUACCUCUACGUGGUGCUGGAUGUGGUCCUCGACUGGAGCCUCCACAGCUUCUUGUGGCGGUUCUGUGGCGUUUCAGCUUUCCUCAUACAGAAAAACUUUGUUUCUCAAGACUACGUCAGGCACUGGGCUUCCAAAGGGAUUCAAGUGGUUGCCUGGACAGUGAACUCGUUUGCGGAGAAGAGCUACUAUGAAACGGUCCUGGAAUCCAGCUACAUCACAGACAGCCUGGUGGAAGACUGUGAUCCUCAUUACUAGGCACCACCAUCAGUCAGCUCUCUGUGGCUCAGGCCCCACCACUGAAGAAGCCACUGGUGCAGGCAGUGGAAAGGAAGGGCUGCAGUGUAAUUCUGCUGCAGGAUUAGAUCUCGCACGUAGGGAUGCCCUCGGUCACGGCGCUGGAGAAAGCCAGGGCACAGCCACUGGCAGUCUGGGGCGGCGCGGGACCGGGGCGCGGUCUGCCAGGCUAGCUGGGCAGUGCCUUCUCUUUACUUUUGUUCAGAUCUGGGUUAUAAAGUCCUGUCAGCAAUUUUUGGUGGCAAGAUGGGAAAUCAUUUUACUAAUUUAAAGGGUGUGUUCUAUGGCUGAUAAUUUGAGGUUGAUUUAUGGCACCUUAGAAGCAGGCACAUUACUGUUAACAGAGCCUGAAAAGUAGUUGAGUGCAUGUCCCUCCUACAGCAAGGGAAGCUGCCUGCGCUGCCUCCUGGCACUGACGUGGAAGUCAUCUUUCCAUGGUCAAGGUGAAGAGUAAAGCACUGGGUAUCUUCUUGUCUUCCAGCCUUUGUGAAAGCACCCAGGUAGGACAGAAAGCUCUGUCUGCUGCUGAUCCAGCACAGGAAUCUGUUCAUUUUGGAAAAGGAAAGCUACAUUUUGAGUGCUGAUCGGGGUAGGAAAAACGGAGCUGGAAUGCCUUUUUGUUUUGCUUCGGGUUUGUGUGACUGAAGAGUGCUCACAGGGGCACAAGGGAGACUAACCCAGAGUCACCUUGAAAUGGAGAGAGUCUGCACUUUGAAUAAAGAGGUGUGUGACAGCU